Molecule: messenger RNA, 2766 nt
Organism: Exophiala bonariae
Lineage: Eukaryota; Fungi; Ascomycota; Eurotiomycetes; Chaetothyriales; Herpotrichiellaceae
Exons: 2
Coding region: 1-2766 (921 amino acids)
Biological process (GO): DNA-templated transcription; regulation of transcription by RNA polymerase II
Cellular component (GO): chromatin
Molecular function (GO): DNA-binding transcription factor activity, RNA polymerase II-specific; RNA polymerase II cis-regulatory region sequence-specific DNA binding; zinc ion binding
Source: RefSeq, a predicted model, not a curated record
AUGUCUGAACCUAAGCGCCAGAGGAUCGAUGAACCUCUAGGUACGGAGACCAUGGAUACCGAGGCCGACUCCAAUCCUAAAGCCACUACCGAUGAUAAUCCCAAAGAGAUCUUCAAGUGUGACUUUCCAGGAUGCUCAAGGACUUUUGUGAGGCAGGAUCUAUGUAUUCGACAUCGCGAACGACAUGAGAACCGUGGAAAGCCACUCUCGGGGCAGAAUGCUGCCAGUAGAGAGCCAAUAUCUCCACGCUCGUCAAUGAGUGAAGGCAAUGUCAAUAGCCCUGGCUCCCCCAUUUCUAACAUUUUUGCAACACCGAAACAGCUUUCCGAAGGCUUACAAUCUUCUCUGAUGCAUCGCUCAUCUUUCUCAGAUCCAAGUCUCAAGCCACAGAAUCUUCAAUCAACUGUGCAGCAGUCUGGGCAAGGCAGCAUUACAUCGACCAACAGUAAUCCCCCAAAUCUGCCUGCAAUGCGACGGGCGUCAUAUAUUGGCUCUGAACCUCGCGCAUCGAGGCAACCUCCGGCAUUUAGCUUCCCAGAGAUGCCAUCUGAUGCAACACUAUCUCUCCAACGAUCACAUAGUCUCACGGAAAAUUCUUUUGACAACCUCGAUCCGAACAUCCUGAGCAAUGGCAUCACGAUCACAGGCGACUCUCGAAACCACUCGGCACAUAAUGCAACGCAAGACAAGCCAGUCGCUCCAUUCUCGGUCCCUACAUUGAGUGACCAAGCUUUCAACGAUUCUCCUGUGUCUAUUCGAGAUGAGUUCACUGCCUGGCUCUUUGAGGAUGCUGGAGGACUCCAGACGGCCGCCUUUUCCAUGGGCGUUCAAGGAGGCCUAGGCUUUCCCAAUGCUGGAGAUGCAUUCAGCAGUACUAUUUACCCCAAUUACUUCACAGAAAAUCCAAUGGAUCAGAGCUACCCUGAGAUUAUGCAAGUUCGUCCUCGAGAAUCAAUCAGCAAGGUCCUCGACAUUUCCAGUGACAGUGAUUUGUUAUCGUACGCCAAACGGAAAUCGCUGCUGAAUUUGAUGGAACUCACCUUCAACGAUGGAGAAAACCACUUUGUCAGAAAAUUGAGAGAAGAAGUCUUUCGAGGCAAUCUCGACGCUGAAGAUCAUGCAUUGAGCCUUCGUUCAAUGCAACACUAUAUUGGCUCGUAUUGGUACCAUUUUCAUGCACAGAUGCCGAUUUUGCAUCAGCCAACCUUCUCUGCUGAGAAUACUCAUGACUAUCUACUACUAGCUGUAAUGGCUAUUGGUGCAGCUUAUCUCAAUAGAGCUCAUGGUCGCCAAGUGACUGAUGCCGCUGCACGACUGGCCACAUUCAUAGCCUGGCAUCUACGGUGGCAAGUCUUUAUGCACAAUGAUUUUCACCCCCCUGCAAAGCUUUGGGUGUUCCAGACUCUCCUACUUCUGGAGAUAUACGAGAAACUGAACGCCACGCGGAUGCUACAUGAACGUUCACACAUUCAUUAUGCUACUACAAUAAACCUCAUGAGGCGGGGAACAGCACUGAUAGAGACAGGUAAUCAGGAGGCCUGGCGCACACCAACGACUCCAGAAGAAUGGUGGAGUCGGUGGAUAACUGCAGAGGCUACUCGUAGAGCGGCGUUUGCUGCCUUUUAUCUUGAUGCCGUUAACGCAACCAUGUUCGGACAUGCCGCCAUGAUGGUCGUUCAUGAGAUCCGACUACCUCUACCUUGUGAUGACGCACUUUGGUCAGCAACGUCAGCGGCCGAGGUGGGUCGUGUCGAAGCUAGUCUGCACGCAAAUGGAGUCAAAACAACCACGUUUCUUGAUGGGCUCAAAAAGACGUUAACCGGGAGGAAAGUUCGUACCAAUAAUUUUGGAAGAAUGAUACUGGCUGCUGGCUUACUCUCGGUGUCGUGGCAUAUGCAUCAGAGAGACUUACAGGUCUCCACUCUUGGUGUCAGUCAAUCGAUGGGAGCCCCAGAUGGCUGGAGAACCCCGUUGACCAAGGCCUUUGAAUCCUGGAAGAAAGAUUUCGAUGAGAACUUGGAGCAUAUGCGCAAGGCAUCUCUUCCUUGGCAAAAGCACGAUUCUGUUUCAGGAGAAGAAGAUAUGGCAAAAUCGGCAAACGUUCUUCACCAUCUGAGCCAUAUGUCGAUGCAUGUUGACAUUAUGGACUGUCAGAUCUUUGCUGGGUCAAAACGGCUUUUUGGAAGAACAGUCUCAAAUGCCGAUUAUGAAAGAGUAAAGUGUAAGAUAUUCGACUGGGCAAAAGGCCAAAGCGCCAACGUUGGUGUCUUCCAUGCACUUCAGCUGUUGAGAUCGGUGAUCCCUCCAACUAAGGAUGGCUCGAAGAAGCUGUAUAAUGCCCGAGAUGAUCAUCUUGUCAUUAGGCCAUGGGCGUCGUACUUUGCUGCCCUUGUGGUUUGGUCGUAUGGAUUUGCCUUGGAUGGCGUUCUGAGGCCAUUUCCAAGUCUAAUUCAAGCAACACCAAGUCCAGGCGCAGUCCCGACGAUGUCGCACAGCCCAAGCCAAUCGAUGCUCAAUAUGGCACACGACGGCAGCGAGCUCCAGCUCGAUGCCGUCGUGAAAGAUGCGCAAGUCUUCCUAUCAACGGUGGGUGCUGUCAAAACCCCACAAGCUCUUGACGCAAUAAAAGAUGGCCGCAACAAUGUGGUGGGGGUCCUUGCGAUCUUAGAGACAGCAUUUCGUGAUUCAAGAUGGGAGCUUCUACAUGAGGCUGCGGAUCUUCUUCGGAAUGCGAUAAUGUUGUUAAGAGGAGCGAGCCGCAUCUGA